UUGUGGAUGUUGGUGAGCCAACCCUUUUGCUAGCUGGCUGUCGGGGAGAGGUCCCCAGAUCCCUCUCGCACUGCACGUGACUCACCCCCUCCCUCUCUCCCUCUCUCCCUCUCUCCCUCUCACUCUCCUUCUCAACUCUCUGAAACAAAAACCGCAUCAUCGCUUUCUUCUUCCAUCACUCAAAACCCGAACCUCAAAUCAAAUCCCUCUCUCAUUUCCUCACACUUUCAUCUCUCUCUCUCUCUCUCUUUCUUUGCGUAACGAUGAUUCCGCGGUAUUUUUAGCUAUUUCAGAUUCAAAUGCGAUUGGACGCCACGCCAGAUUCCAACUCGAAUGCUUGGAUCUGCUGCCGGUUACAUGAUCUCCAGCUUGAAGCAGUUGGUGUUACUGAAAUAUAUAUUUCAAUGAUUUUGUAUUUUAAGAACUACCUUUAGCUUGGAUAUGUCUCUUAUGGGUUAAUAAUUGUGGCGAAAUGGUUUUUCAUUCCAAAUAUAUAAGAACAUGGAGGAGACACGAGAAGAUGCAGGGCCGGCAGAGCAAGGGCCAUCUAAUGUGUCGUGGUGGCCUUCAGAUUUUGUUGAAAGAUUUGGAUCUGUUUCUUUGGGUUCUCAAGAUGAGACCUUAAGUAAUAAAGAAUCUCCUCGGCAUUCUGACAAGGAUGUUUUAUCUUCUCAGACAGCAUCACAAACUCUCUGGCGCACUGGAAUGCUUUCAGAACCAAUACCAAAUGGUUUUUAUUCAGUCAUUCCGGAGACAAGACUCAAAGAACUUUUUGAUAGUAUUCCUUCAUUGGAUGAGCUUCAUGCUUUGGGUGGAGAGGGUUUUAAGGCAGAUAUCAUUCUUGUGGAUUCAGAGAAAGAUAAAAAGCUAUCCAUGUUAAAGCAAUUGAUUGUGGCAUUAGUUAGAGGAUUAAACUCAAAUCCAGCUGCAAUAAUUAAGAAGAUAGCUGGAUUAGUUUCUGAUUUUUAUAAGCGGCCCAAUGUGGAAAGUCCAGCAAAAGCUGCACUAGAUGAAACCUCUCACUUGUUUGAGAAUCGAGGAGUCCAGAUGCUGGGGCAAAUAAAGCACGGUUCUUGCCGUCCUCGAGCUAUCUUAUUUAAAGUAUUAGCUGAUACUGUUGGUCUUGAAAGCAGGCUCAUGGUGGGCUUGCCAAAUGAUGGGGUUAUUGAGUGUCAAGACUCUUACAAGCAUAUGUCUGUGAUAGUUGUAUUAAAUUCUGUGGAAAUGCUGGUUGAUCUUGUGCGAUUUCCGGGCCAGUUGUUACCACGAUCAACCAAGGCAGUUUUUAUGACUCACAUUUCUGCAGGAGAGAGUGAUUCAGCAGAAAACGAUUCUUGUGAUUCUCCAUUAGAACCAAACAGCCCCUUAUUUGGGGUUUCAGAGAGUGCUGAGAAGGAGGAAAACCUCCAAUUCCAUAGAAGAUUUGAUGCAUCUUCAAAUGUAUCAGGCAUUUCCUUGAGAAACAUGAUGUUACGAUCAAAUAGCAGUUUGAGUUUGUCUCAUAGUGAACCCAACAUUGCCACUGCAUUUGGUCGGCGUAGUCGGAGAAAGGUCAUUGCUGAACAGAGGACAGCUAGUUCAAGUCCAGAACAUCCAUCAUUUCGAGCACGCGGACGGUCCAUGCUUAGUGGUGAUAGGACGGCAUUUAGAGAUUUUUCUGAUGACCAGGCCACAUCAAGAUCCAGCUAUAGGUCAGAUGGUGCAUCCUCAUCAGAAGCUCGUAGGAUACGAAGAAGAAGCAUCAGCAUUACACCAGAGAUUGGGGAUGAUAUCGUAAGGGCUGUACGGGCAAUGAAUGAAACACUGAAGCAAAACCGUCUCUUGAGGGAACGAGGGGAUGAUAACUCAUUCUCCCAUUCUCCAAACAAUAGCAGUGAUGCAAAUCUUCAGAAAAAUGUGGCAAAUUUCCACCUUGAUGGUCAUGAUGAAAGAUCUGCUUUAUAUUCUUGUCAGCGUGACCAAGGAACUUCACAAAAGGCAAUGUCUUUACCAUCUUCACCACAUGAUUAUAGAAGUCAUGCUUCUGAGAGAAGUGGACCAUCGAGAUAUGGAGUGCAUGAUGAAAUGGAGUCAACUUGGAAUAAAGUACUGGAAUCUCCAAUGUUCAAUGAUAAACCUCUGUUACCAUAUGAAAAAUGGAAUAUUGACUUCUCUGAAUUGACUGUUGGAACUCGUGUAGGGAUUGGUUUCUUUGGAGAAGUUUUCCGUGGCAUAUGGAAUGGCACAGAUGUUGCAAUCAAGGUUUUUCUAGAGCAAGAUUUAACUGCUGAAAAUAUGGAAGAUUUUUGCAAUGAGAUAUCUAUUCUGAGCCGGCUCCGACAUCCCAACGUUAUCUUGUUUCUCGGUGCAUGCACAAAGCCUCCACGCUUGUCAAUGGUUACAGAAUAUAUGGAGUUGGGAUCAUUGUAUUACUUGAUACAUUUGAGUGGUCAAAAGAAAAAGCUUAAUUGGCGGAGAAGACUAAGGAUGUUACGUGACAUAUGCAAGGGUUUGAUGUGCAUACACCGAAUGAAGGUUGUUCACCGUGAUUUGAAAAGUGCAAAUUGUCUGGUGAAUAAGCAUUGGACUGUGAAAGUAUGUGAUUUUGGGCUUUCAAGAAUAAUGACAGAUACUCCUAUGAAAGAUUCAUCCUCGGCUGGAACUCCAGAAUGGAUGGCUCCUGAGCUUAUUCGAAAUGAACCAUUCACAGAAAAAUGUGAUAUCUUUAGCCUUGGGGUGAUAAUGUGGGAACUUUGCACCUUGAGCAGACCAUGGGAAGGCAUACCACCUGAGAGGGUGGUUUAUUCCGUUGCAAAUGAGGGUUCCAGAUUGGAGAUACCAGAAGGCCCUCUAGGCAGGCUGAUUUCAGACUGUUGGGCAGAAUCUCAUGAGCGGCCAAGUUGUGAGGAGAUUCUUUCUCGUUUGGUGGACAUCGAGUACUCCAUGUGCUGAAGCAAGAUCUUUUGUACAUAGAAAACGUUGGGUAGAGUUGUUACAUUGUAUUAUCGGCUGAUGUUGUGAAAAUUAUUUGUGAAUUUUGUUCUUUUUCGCAGAACAUGCGAAAUAUGAAUCAAUACUGUUGUCUUUCCCCUGUGCUGCAACUCGUCUCUUUCUGGGGCAAUGAGAAAGAUGAUCAAUCCGUCUCUCGAAACAUAGUGUGCAAUGACGGGCACAAUCCGAGUGUGUAGAAUCGUUAUUCCCAACUCAAAAAUUGGAUAUUAAUCUCGCA
This is a messenger RNA of Cajanus cajan (pigeon pea), 3208 nucleotides long. The record is from RefSeq and is a predicted model, not a curated record. Lineage: Eukaryota; Viridiplantae; Streptophyta; Magnoliopsida; Fabales; Fabaceae.